Molecule: messenger RNA, 1317 nt
Organism: Lodderomyces elongisporus
Lineage: Eukaryota; Fungi; Ascomycota; Pichiomycetes; Serinales; Debaryomycetaceae
Gene: MNN11
Product: alpha-1,6-mannosyltransferase
Exons: 1
Coding region: 1-1317 (438 amino acids)
Biological process (GO): protein N-linked glycosylation
Cellular component (GO): Golgi membrane; mannan polymerase complex
Molecular function (GO): alpha-1,6-mannosyltransferase activity
Source: RefSeq, a predicted model, not a curated record
AUGUUUCAUAAUAGUAAUAAGAAAAACGUGUUCAAGCCAAGGUAUGAUAACUCGCAAUCCUUCUUGCCUUUACCUGCGACAUUUAGUCGAAUAAACAACAAGAGGCGUCUACCCUUAGUGAUUGUUGGCCUAAUACUCAUAUGGUUCUUUUUCAACCCACUAGCAUUUUUAUCGCUGCAUUUAAAAACAUCUAAAAUUCCACAGUAUCCACCAGCACAUCCGUACUCAACAAAGCACAUUGUGGAAACGCUGUCGAGGUUUAUUUUUCCUCCAAUCGAGCAUGCACCUUUGUUGAAACAGCUUGGUGCUGCCAAGUUGGUUGCUACUUUAAAACUUGUCGACUCUGAUCGAGUGGAAUUGAGACCGUUAACCUUGUUGGAAAAUGAAAAUUUUGAAAUCCAACAAGCCAAGGAAAGAGACGAAAAUGCUAAAGACACAUUUAUGAAGGCAAAAAAUACAUUCAAGAACCAGGAUAGAGUGGUGUACAAGCCCAAGCCCGGUGCAGAAUACCCAGAUGUUGUUAUUGUUACCGUUGUUGAUUUCGACAGGUACUCAUUAGAUGGCUUAUCCAAAAUUGUUCAAAACAGAGUCGAUUAUGCUCAUUUCAACAAAUAUGGGAUUUACGUAAGAUGGAAGCAAGAAUUUACUUCGCAAUUGGGAUCUUUGGCUGCGUUGGACGAUGUAGAAAAAUCGAAAUGGACGAGAUUGUUUGCACUUGAAGCAGCGAUGUUGGCAUUCCCUGAGUCAUCUUGGUUUUGGUACUUGGAUGAAGAUGCAUUAAUCAUGGAUUUGAACUCAAACCUCAAUAAACAAUUUCUCAGUGCCGAGAUAUUGAAUCAGCGCAUUUUGAGAGACCAGCCACUCAUCCCUCCUGAUGGGUUGAUCAAAACAUACAAGUCCACCAAACCACAAAAUGUUAAACUCAUCUUGACUCAAUCAGACUCUAAAAUUGAAACAAAUUCAUUUUUGAUCAAGAACGACAAGGCAAGCGAAGGUUUUGGUAAGGCAUUGGUACAAAUAUGGAGCAAUAGUCUCUAUAUGAAUUAUCAAAGUUUCCCUUAUGGGCCAGACUCGGCAUUAACACAUAUCUUGCAAUGGCAUCCUUUUGUGUUGAGCAAAACCGCAAUUAUCCCAGGUAAGGUCAUCGCCGCUUCGCACGAUAUACCCAAGGAUGAUGAGACUAAAGAAGGCGGGAAAGAGAAAGUGGGCUAUGAGGAUGGUGAUUUUGUCGUACAGUGGAGUUCAUGCAAGACAGCACAAGAGUGUGAGACAAUUUUGAACAUCUACCAUAGUAAAUUGAAGCCAUCAAAACGUUAA